Symbiodinium sp. CCMP2592 is the source of this 900-nucleotide messenger RNA. The record is from the annotation of a GenBank genome assembly. Lineage: Eukaryota; Dinophyceae; Suessiales; Symbiodiniaceae.
AUGCAAUUCGACACUGCUUUGCUUCAUGCAUCGAGCAAGGAGACGUGCGACUUGUCGAAUCCUGGUGAGGCAACGCGGAAACGCUGUGAACGGAGCUGCACGGAAUUGAAUGCAUUUCUUCGCAUGCGCACAGACUUCGAGGCGAUCGAUGUGAACGUCUUGCGGGCAGCGGGUGAGAUGAACAGAAGCUUGCUUUUCUCGCAGCUGGCCAGUGAGAUCAAGAAAGCUGCCGUUCAAGAGCUGGUGCUGAAGAACAUGUCAGGCAGGAUCGCACGGGAGGAGUUGUGCACAGUGCAGAUUAGGAGACAGCAAAGCGUGGAGGCGGUCAUGUCUUCUCAAGCUUGGAACGAGCUGCCCUUCGGUUUGCUCAUGCAGUGGAUUCACGAGUUGUCGGAAGUUGCGGACUUCUUCCGCACCACCAGGGCCCCUGGCAUUCUCGGGCUUGGCGGUGCCCCAAGUGCUUCCCGCGACGCAUCAGCGGGGACGUCGGGGCUGACCAGCAUGUACGGUCUCUUCACGCUGAUGGGUCAAGCCGAGGUCCCCCUUUUUGAGCUGCUAGACCGCCUGGACAGCCAAGUCCUCGAGGAGAUCUACUUGCCGGAUUCAGUGACCCACAGCGCCUCGCCCUUCUAUGUGCACGUGCUCCCGACACGGAAUGUCGAGUCAAAUCACGUGCGGACGUUCUUCAAUCUGCAUUGUGACAAAACCUUCAAGGACCUCGUUUCGGAGCAUCGAAGCCUACUGCGGCCGCUGACCGUCGUGGAGAUCGGAAGCCAUUUGGGAGGCUGCAUUUUAUGGGCCUUGACACACCUGUCAGAAAAGACCAGUGGCCUCGCUGUGGAUGCCUACCCUCCCGCAGUCGCGGCACUGCGCCGCACUGUGCAACAGAACCAGCUGUCA